Molecule: messenger RNA, 4542 nt
Organism: Larimichthys crocea (large yellow croaker)
Lineage: Eukaryota; Metazoa; Chordata; Actinopteri; Sciaenidae
Product: histone-lysine N-methyltransferase 2D-like
Exons: 14
Coding region: 1467-4478 (1003 amino acids)
Source: RefSeq, a predicted model, not a curated record
GUGGAUCAUGGUGGGUCAGGAUGAAACAUGGUGGGUCAGGAUGGAACAUGGUGGGUCAGGAUGAAACAUGGUGGGUCAGGGUGGAUCAUGGUGGGUCAGGAUGAAACAUGGUGGGUCAGGGUGGAACAUGGUGGGUCAGGAUGAAACAUGGUGGGUCAGGGUGGAUCAUGGUAGGUCAGGAUGAAACAUGGUGGGUCAGGGUGGGUCAGGAUGAAACAUGGUGGGGCAGGGUGGGUCAGGAUGGAACAUGGUGGGUCAGGAUGAAACAUGGUGGGUCAGGGUGGAUCAGGAUGAAACAUGGUGGGUCAGGGUGGAUCAUGGUGGGUCAGGGUGGGUCAUGGUGGAUCAUGGUGGGUCAGGGUGGGUCAUGGUGGGUCAAAUUCGCAGACGACACCACCUUAGUGGGACUAAUCUCUGGAGGUGACGAGACUGCUUACAGGGAGGGGUCCAGAGGCUGGUGGGGUGGUCAACACCUCUAAAACAAAGGAGGUGAUCGCGGACUCCAGGAGGAGGACUGACCUGCAGCCCAUCUGUGGAGAGGGUGGCCAGCUGGGCGUGCACAUGGAGCUCAGAUGGAGCUCCAACACCUCAGCGGUCGUGAAGAAGGUCCAACACUUUGUGAGGAUCCUCAGGAGGAUCAGCUUAAACUCUUCUAUGUAUAUAAUAUACAUGUAUGGUGUUCAAUCAUUUAGAACUUAGAACUAUAAAAGAAGUUGUCAGAACGUUCUUCGUCACACAGCUGUGCUUAGUGGUUCUGAUGGUUCUGAUGGUCCACUCACACUUGUCUGGUGACCCUCUGAAGGGGCUCGACCCUCAGCUUGACUAGCUGUGUGUCUGUAUCUCACAGCACACAGACAGGUGUGUUGUGUUAACGUUAUAUUAACGUUGUUGUGACGCUCGGGUUGGACUCGGUGUGUUUGGGCACGUGCAGCAGCAGUCCGGUCCUGCUCGCGGAUCCAGUCCGGGACUUCAGGUCUGAUGACAGACCGCUUCACCGGAGCAGCAGAUCCCUCCGCGGGGUCACACACUUUUUACAAACACAAACAGAUGAAGGCGCCGUGACGCACACACGGACACACCGACGCCUCUCAGACGGGCUCCCCGGUGAAUGUCGUCUGUACCCAGGCUUGAAGUGUCCGCCGCGGCCGGUGGUUCGGUUCCUCCUCUCGGUGCAGGAGUUCAUGUUUUCGGGGACCUACUUCUUCUCCUGCCGUCGCUGACAGGCGGUGCUCCGGUCGCUCCCAAACAUGGCCUCCAUGACGGAGCGACCGCUUCAACUUUAAUUUUUUCGGCAAUUUUCAGAGCGAGAGCAAUUUUCCUCCUUCCACGACCGCCGGGAAUGUUUCCACGGGAAACCUCCUCACGCCGCGCGUCUGCAGCCGCCGUGAUCCGCCGGUGAGCGCGCGCUGAGGCGGGAAGGAGAAGUUGGAAAGCUGGAGAGGAAAAAGAGAAUCGCAUCAAAUCAAAUGCCGUCUGAGGAGCCUCGGGACAGAGGUCCGGCUCCCCCCGUCACUCGGGCCGGACGCAGCGCUCAGCUGGCCAAAGCCGCCGCCACCUCUGCCACUAGCCCCGCCCUGGAGAGGCGGUCUCGUGGGCGACCUCGGAAAGAUGGGAGCAGCGGCCGCUCUGGGCCUCCCACGCCUCCUCCACCUCCUCCUCCACCUCCCAAAUCAAGGAAGAAGGGGCGGAGUCGAGGCCGAGCCCAGGUAGAGGAUGAAGAGAGCAUGGACACAACGGAGAAGAAACUCCCCCAGAAGACAGAGGUGAAGGAGGUGAAGGAGGUGAAGGAGGUGAAGGAGAAGCCAAUAGGACGCCGUCGGUCAACCUCCAGGAGAAAAUCCAGUGUGAACCCUGAACCCAAACAUGACCCUGAUACUGACCCUGACCCUGAACCCAGCCAGGCCCGCUUGAGUCCAGAACCUGAGCCGGACCCCCCUCACCCUGGCCCCAUAGUCCCAGAGUCUAGCUCAGAACCACCUCCAAGCGCUGAGGAGGAGGACAGAACCAGCCCUGCUCCUGCCGCCUCGCUCCUGGCCUUUAGCCCAGGACCAGCUUCCAGUCCUGGGGAAGAACCUCCAGUCAGUCCCCCGCCCUGUUCUCCAUCCCUCAGCCCGGUUCAUAGCCCAGUAUCUGAUCCUGUGGAGGAGGACCGGCCCAGUCCAACUUCCAGCCCUGCCCCCAUGGAGGUGGACUGUUAUCCUAGCACGGUUCCCAUGGAGACGGAGGGCGGCUUGGCCAGUCUCAUGGAACAGAGUCCGGCCUCAAGUCCCUGCUUCAGUCCUCCGGUGUCCCCCUGUCCCCAACUGGAGGACGAGGUCUCACUGUCUCCUCUGUUCCAGCGCUGCCUGUCAGAGGAGUCCGGGAGCUCGCCCACCCCGAGCCUGGGACACACCAAAACACGUCUGAAGCAGUGUGCCUUCUGUUACCGUGGUGACGACCCUCCUCUGGGUCAGGGUCGCCUGGUGGUGUUUGGCCCGACGCCCGGCUACAUCCCGCUCCACAUCCUCAACCGCCGCGCCUCCUCCGACCGUGACAACGACUGCCACGACCACUGCUACCGCGGUGACCAGGCCCCGCCCACGUGCAGCAGUCCAGAACAGUGUGAGUCUUCCUCAGAGUUUGUGGAGCAGCUCGGACCCAUCGGCCUUCCACACGACAUCAACGUCCAAUCACUGUUCGACCCCACAGGUCAGUGCUGUGCCCACCUGCAGUGUGCAGCCUGGUCGGAGGGGGUGUGUCGCGGCGAGGGCCAAUCACUGCUCUACGUGGACAAAGCCAUCGACUCAGGAAGCACGCAGGUGUGUGCGUUCUGCUGUCGGCUCGGAGCGUCGCUGCGUUGCCGGGAGACAAGUUGUGGGCGGAGCUACCACUUCCCGUGUGCUGCUGCCGCCGGAGCUCACCUGGACUGGACCGAGAGACACACACUGUGUCCAAGACACACACACACAGCGUCCUCGCAGUGCAUGUUGUGUUCGGGUGGCGAUGUCAGCGGUCUGUUGAUGUGUUGUUGCUGUGGUAACCGUUACCAUGGCAGCUGCCUGGACCCCCCUCUGGCUCCCUCCCUCCUGUGUCGGGCCGGCUGGCAGUGUCCUCAGUGUCGAGUGUGUCAGAGGUGCAGGUUACAAGGCGAUGACGGCGUGUUGCUGGUGUGUGAGCGCUGUGAUAAAUCCUACCACACACACUGUCUCACUCCACCUCUGAAUCACACACCGAGCACCGGCUGGAGCUGCAAGAACUGCAGAAUCUGCCGCCGCUGUGGUGUGAGGUCAUCAGGUCAAUGGGCCAAUCACCCGUUUCUGUGCGAGUCAUGUGACCUGGCCCUGCCCUGCCCUCUCUGUGACCGUGCUCCUGACCUCUGCACACCACAGGACUAUCUAACAUGUAUCUGCUGCUAUAGGUGUGUCCACACACAGUGUGUUGUCCAGGCUGGGGAGGGCAGGGCGGGGUCUGAAAGUUACGUCUGCUCCACCUGCAGGCCUCAGGAGAAGGAGCUAAUCCCAUUCACUCCAACCCCUCACAGUUCUCCCCCUGCCCCGCCCACACAGCCACCAAUGGCAGGUCACACAGAGGCUCCACCCAUCAGGAGCACCACUGAUAGCCCAGUCCAGCUCAUCUGUUCAGAACCACCACAGAGCCCGAACAGGACCCUCUGUACACUACCACAGCAAAACCUUACCCCACCUCAACCUGAUCCCAUGGAGCUCCAGAGUGCUGCUCCAUCAAACCCUGAACCCACAGAGCUCUAUCAUAGUCCUGCUCAUCCUGAACCCACAGAGCUCUAUCAUAGUCCUGCUCAUCCUGAACCCACAGAGCUCCAUCAUAGCCCUGCUCAACCUGAUCCCACAGAGGUCCAUCAUAGUCCUGCUCAUCCUGAACCCACAGAGGUCCAUCAUAGUCCUGCUCAUCCUGAACCCACAGAGCUCCAUCAUAGUCCUGCUCAACCUGAUCCCACAGCGGUCCACCAUAGUCCUGCUCAUCCUGAACCCACAGAGCUCCAUCAUAGUCCUGCACCUUCUCACCCUGAACCCACAGAGCUCAACCAUAGUCCUGCUCCAUCAAACCCUGAACCCACUGAGCUCCACCAUAGUCCUGCUCCAUCAAACCCUGAACCCACAGAGUUCCACCAUAGUCCUGCUCCAUCAAACCCUGAACCCACAGAGCUCAACCAUAGUCCUGCUCCAUCAAACCCUGAACCCACAGAGCUCCACCAUAGUCCUGCUCCAUCAAACCCUGAACCCACAGAGUUCCACCAUAGUCCUGCUCCAUCAAACCCUGAACCCAGAGAGCUCCACCAUAGUCCUGCACCUUCUCAUCCUGAACCCACAGAGCUCCAUCAUAGUCCUGCACCUUCUCAUCCUGAACCCACAGAGCUCCAUCAUAGUCCUGCACCUUCUCAUCCUGAACCCACAGAGCUCCACCAUAGUCCUGCUCAACCUGAACUUACUGACUCCACCAUAGUUCUGCUUCACUCACCUUGACCCAUGGAGCUCCAUCUAUUCCUGGUCACCGAACCCACAGAGCUUCAUCAUAGCCCUGCUCAUC